UCAGGCUGUUGUCUCUGAUCUCUCUUCUCAGAGGUUUCCCGGAACGACUCCUGUCCCGACCUCCCCGAGAUCCAGAACGGCUGGAAGACGACGUCGCACGUGGCGCUGGUGCGAGGAGCUCGGAUCACCUACCAGUGUGACCCCGGGUACGACCUGGUGGGACGGGAGACCCUCACCUGCCAGCUGGACCUCUCCUGGAGCUCUCAGCCCCCCUUCUGUGAAAAGAUCAUGUACUGCUCCGACCCGGGCCACGUGGAGCACUCCACCAGAACCCUGUCCGACCCCAAACUGCUGGUCGGCACCACCAUCCAGUACAGCUGCAGCCCCGGCUUCGUCAUGCAGGGCGGCGCCACCAUCACCUGCUACGGCCGCGAGCCGGGGACGCCCGUGUGGACGUCUCGACUCCCUCACUGCAUGUCUGAGGAAUUUGUUUCCUGUGAUAACCCCGGUCUCCCUGACAACGGCUAUCAGAUCCUGUCCAAGAGGUUGUACUUGCCCGGCGAGACACUCACAUUCGUUUGUUACCAAGGUUAUGAGCUCAUAGGAGAGAUGGCCAUUAAGUGCAUAAUCGGGAACCCUUCGUUUUGGAGUGGCCCUCUUCCACUCUGCCAGGCUAACCGUGACUGCUUUGGCAACCAUGCUUUGGAAGUUGCAGAGGCGACGGCAGGCUCCCCUCUGCAUGGAGGAAAAGUAGCGCUAGCCAUCUUCAUCCUGGUUCUGCUGCUGUCUGUGCUGCUGGGAGGCGCCUAUGUCUACGUCACCAGGUGAGUCCAAAAUUCCUGGACU
This is a messenger RNA of Poecilia reticulata (guppy), 786 nucleotides long. Lineage: Eukaryota; Metazoa; Chordata; Actinopteri; Cyprinodontiformes; Poeciliidae. The record is from RefSeq and is a predicted model, not a curated record.